AUGGGAUUUCUUUACUCUCAAUUUUUUGUGACACCAAAAUACCCCGACCAAUCAUUCGCAGAUCAGACUGUGCUCGUCACGGGUGCCAAUGUCGGCCUGGGCCUCGAAGCUGCACGCCAUAUCACGCGACUUGGAGCUGCACGAGUGAUCCUCGGCGUUCGCAAUGUGGAAGCAGGCGAGCAGGCCGUGCUGGACAUUGAGAAAUCCACCGGUCGCUCCGGCGUCUGCGAAGUAUGGAAGGUAGAUCUGUCUUCACACGAAUCAACCCUUGCAUUUGGCGAUCGCCUCGCGACACUCCCCAAGCUCGACAGCGCCAUCUUGAAUGCAGCAAUUGCCACCCGUGAAUUCGACACUGCCGAAGGCUAUGAGCAAUCAAUUACCAUCAACGUCAUCAACACUCUUCUUCUCGGCAUCCUUCUCCUCCCUACCCUCAAAGCGACUCGACAGAAGAACCCGUCGCGUACACCGCGUCUUACAUUCGUCGUCAGCGAAGUCCACGCAUGGGUGAACUUUCCAGAAUGGAUAGAAGACCAGCCCAUGAAAGCCAUCAGCGAUCCAGAAAAGGCGAAAAUGGAUGAAAGAUACCCACUCUCGAAGCUACUUCAGGUACUGCUGGUGCAGGAACUAGCGGGCCGAGUUCGCGGGUCCGAGGUGAUCGUCAAUAUGCUUAACCCAGGUUUCUGUCACUCCCAACUCUCGAGGAACUAUGACUCUUGGGCGUUCACCUUGUUCAAAUUGACAGUGGCUCGUCGCACCGAAAUUGGGUCUAGAACUUUGGUCGCUGGUGCUGCGGCUGGUCUGGAAAGCCACGGCGCGUAUAUGACAGACUCGCAUGUGGAAAAUACUAUGUUGUCGCCAUUCGUGCGGAGUGACGAGGGGCGCCAGGCUCGUGAGAAGGUUUGGGGUGAGCUGUCGUCGAUCCUGGAAGGCGUUCGUCCGGGGGUUAUGCAGGGCCUGUAA
This is a messenger RNA of Penicillium brevicompactum, 960 nucleotides long. RefSeq lists its product as uncharacterized. The record is from RefSeq and is a predicted model, not a curated record. The transcript has a single exon. NCBI's taxonomy places the organism in Eukaryota, Fungi, Ascomycota, Eurotiomycetes, Eurotiales, Aspergillaceae. Bases 1 to 960 code for a protein of 319 amino acids.